UAACUCUGUUUAGUGAAAAUAUCCUAUUACAAGAGCCAUCAUGAUCGUCCAACUGAAAUUUUUUUGCUUGCAAUAAUAAUGGAAAGGUGCCUUUUAAUUAAUUAAUUAAUAUACACUGAAUAAGCAGUCGAUAGGGAUGAAUUUUCCUACUUGUUGGUCGUUAUAAAUGCUCGACCCGGAUUAGUUGGGAUCAGUUGGGACUGAGUUGGGUUCAUGGAUCAAUCUUCCCUGCUGAAUGGUUGGAGGGGUUUGGGCGGGGGGAGGGGGUUCACAUCCUGGAAUAACUGGUCGUCCUGACAGCGGCUGACCCAGUGGUGCAGGGAAUCACAGCAGGAGACAAUAUGAGGAGACACUGUGUUCUCAAACAUGGGAUACUUAAGGAAUUCCUGGCGGAGUUCCUGGGGACCUUCGUCUUGGUGCUGUUUGGCUGCGGCGCCGCGGCCCAGACGGCCCUCAGCAGGAACACCCUGGGCGAGCCGCUCACCGUGCACAUCGGCUUCUCCCUGGGCCUCACCAUGGCCUGCUACGUGGCGGGGGGAGUCUCAGGGGGUCAUGUGAACCCGGCCGUCUCGCUGGCCAUGGUGGUCCUUGGCAAGCUCAAGAUCUGGAAGUUCCCCGUUUACGUCCUCGCACAGUUCCUGGGUGCCUUUGCCGGGGCGGCAGCCGUGUUCGGCUUAUACUACGACGCCUUCAUGGACUUCACCAGUGGGAUCCUGUCAGUGACCGGCAUCAACGCCACAGGUCACAUCUUCGCCUCCUACCCUGGACGACACCUGUCAAUCCUGGGCGGCUUCCUCGAUCAGGUCAUCGGGACCGGGAUGCUCGUGGUGUGCAUCCUGGCCAUCGUCGACGGGGGGAACAUCGGAGCCCCUAAGGGCGUGGAGCCGCUGGCCAUAGGCCUCAUCGUCAUGGCCAUCUCUGUGUCCAUGGGGCUCAACUGUGGCUACCCCGUGAACCCGGCCCGCGACCUGGGCCCGCGCCUCUUCACAGCCGUGGCCGGCUGGGGCAUGGAGGUCUUCAGCACCGGCGACUACUGGUGGUGGAUCCCAGUGGCCGGGCCCCUGGUGGGGGGCCUGGUUGGUGCGGCCCUCUACUACCUGCUCAUUGAGCUCCACCACCCCCAGCAGCCCCCCCCCUCGAGCCCCGAGGAGCCGGAGAAGACCCCGGAAGAGGAGGAGGAGGAGGAGGAAGAUGAGGAAGACGACAGUCUCAAGGACAAAUAUGAGAUGAUCGCCAUGAGCUAAGAAGUGUUGCUAUCAUAUAACAUCAUACCAUGAUGACAUAACAUGAUGACCUUACAUUAUAACAUACCAUUAACCAUUACUAAGAUGAUCACCAUGAGUUUGGCAAUAACAUCACAUAAUAACAUAAUGGUCAUGUAAUAUAUGUAACAUGAAAAAGAACAUGACCAUGAGCAAAAUGUUGUAGCAUUUACAUAGGAACAUCAAUUUACAUCCUAACGUAUUAACAUACCAUGACAAAGUAGCAUGAUAACAUUAUAAUGUUACUAAGAUGAUUACCAUGAGCUAAACGGUUUUGCAAUAACAUAACAUCAUAACAUGCCAUUAUAACAUAGCAUAAUAAAAUACCAUCGUGACAUAACAUAAUAACAUACCAUUAUAACAUUACAAUCUAGAGAUGAUCGCCAUGACCUUAAUGGUGUGGGUAUAACAUAACAUUAGAACAUUAACUUAUACCAUAACAUAUUAACAUAACAUAACACCACAACAUACAAUUAUAACAUACCAUGAUAACAUAACACCACAACAUAACAACAUAACAUAACACCACAACAAAGCAUCAUAACAUACCAUUGUAACAUAACAUAUUAACAUAGCAUUAUAAUGACACAACAUCUAAGACAAGCGUCUUAGAGUACCAUAUUAAGCGCUAUAUAAAUUUCAUUUAUUAUUAUUAUUAUUAUUAUUAUUAUUAUUAACAUCAUAUUAUAGAAUAACCAAGAUGAAUGCCAUGAGCUACACGAUGUGGCUAACAUAAUAUCACACAAUAACAUUACUUCGUACCAUACCAUAAUAUUAUAUCAUAACAAAUAAACACAA
Molecule: messenger RNA, 2060 nt
Organism: Gadus macrocephalus (Pacific cod)
Lineage: Eukaryota; Metazoa; Chordata; Actinopteri; Gadiformes; Gadidae
Product: aquaporin-9-like
Exons: 6
Coding region: 342-1244 (300 amino acids)
Biological process (GO): glycerol transmembrane transport; water transport
Cellular component (GO): plasma membrane; basolateral plasma membrane
Molecular function (GO): urea transmembrane transporter activity; water channel activity; glycerol channel activity
Source: RefSeq, a predicted model, not a curated record